AUGGGCGAGCCAGUUGUGAACGGCGACAUGCCGCAAUCCCAAUUCAUCAGCCACCUCACCUCCUAUCCCUUCGUCUCCGACUCGAUUGAAAACCUAAAGACCAACCCCUACGGCAAACGCUCCCUCGAGCUCGCCGACCAGGGCUACGCCAACUUCGCGAAGCCCAUGCUCCCCUACUUCGCGAAGCCCUACGGCCUCGUGGCGCCCUACGUCUCUAAGGCCGACGCUCUGGGCAACGAGGGCCUCAACCGCAUCGACAACACCAUCCCCGUCAUGCUCAACACCUCCGAGACCAUCAAGGAGACCUUCAAGGAAUACGCCUCCGCCCCCUUCCGCAUCGCCGAGGACGGCAAGGGCUACGUGCUCAACACCUACUCCUCUGAACGCACUGCCGUCGGCGACGGUGGCUACCUAGCUCUCAGCAAGGCUGCCGUCUCGACGGGCCUGAGACUCACGUCGGACUCGUGCCUGUGGCUCCGAGGCUACUUGGUGCCUACAGGAGUGGCGAAGACCGGUGAGGCCAGUCGAAAUGGCAGGCCACGCCAGAACGGACAUCACCGCACGAGCGGGAAGUCCUCUGAAAAAUGA
This is a messenger RNA of Ophidiomyces ophidiicola, 588 nucleotides long. RefSeq lists its product as uncharacterized. The record is from RefSeq and is a predicted model, not a curated record. The transcript has 2 exons. NCBI's taxonomy places the organism in Eukaryota, Fungi, Ascomycota, Eurotiomycetes, Onygenales, Onygenaceae. Bases 1 to 588 code for a protein of 195 amino acids.